Messenger RNA from Chrysemys picta bellii (western painted turtle), 8663 nucleotides. It is a transcript of the gene MEF2D, whose product is annotated as myocyte enhancer factor 2D. Lineage: Eukaryota; Metazoa; Chordata; Testudines; Emydidae. Gene Ontology annotation, biological process: cell differentiation; positive regulation of transcription by RNA polymerase II; heart development. Gene Ontology annotation, molecular function: RNA polymerase II cis-regulatory region sequence-specific DNA binding; DNA-binding transcription factor activity, RNA polymerase II-specific; histone deacetylase binding. The record is from RefSeq and is a predicted model, not a curated record.
AUUGGUGGGUGGGGAGCCAUCUGUCCGUCCCGGCAUGCUAGACUGCACUAGCUGGUGGUUACGUUGUGUCUUUUCCCCGGUGGGUUGGAAGUAGUUACCUUUGUAGCCAAAAAGGAGGAAGGAAGGAAUCGACACACACACACACACACACACACACACGCAACCCCAGGGAGGAAGUUCAUUGAGACACUGAGAUUGCUCCUGGUUGCCCGGGCUCGCCUCUGAAGUGUGGCUGCGGUGCUGCUGUUGUUGUUGUUGUUUGGUUGUUGUUGUUGCUUCUCUGGAGCCUCCACUUCUCCAACAACACCCCAUCCCCGGAGGGGGGGCUCCUGGCAGCGACUUUUUUGGGGGGAAGGCAGCGCGGAAGCGGACGCUGGAGGUUUGAUUGACAGGCAAUGGCUACAAAUUGCUGUCUGGAGUGAGCUGAAGAUGCAGCCAUCUGACUAACAGGGCAUGGCAGCUAGAGAUCUCAACGUGCUUUACAAAGAGGCCCCUCCACCCAUUCGCAAUCCCAGUUGUAGUCCAUGGGGGAUGUGGUGUAGUAGGAUUGGAAUGGAACUCGGGAGAGCCAGAGCCUGCUUCCAGCUCCGCCACUGACUUGCUGCGUGGCCAUGGGUUUCCAAGCAGCCCCUGGAGGCCCAAAGCACCUGGAAUUAACCGGACGGCAGCAUAACAUGAACUGAGCAAGAAGCAACCCGGAUUUUUGUUUGUUUUUUGGUUUUAAAAACUUUUACAUACCAAAACAUUCUUUCAUGAAAACGUUUUAAAACAGGGUUAUUUUUCCCCUCCCCCGCACAAGAAAGUCGUCCCCGUACGGUGAGGAUUUCCGGAGAAGAUGGGGAGGAAAAAGAUCCAGAUUCAGCGGAUCACGGAUGAGCGAAAUCGACAGGUGACCUUCACCAAGCGGAAGUUCGGUUUGAUGAAGAAAGCCUACGAGCUGAGCGUCCUGUGCGACUGUGAGAUCGCCCUGAUCAUCUUCAACCACUCAAACAAGCUGUUCCAGUACGCCAGCACGGACAUGGACAAAGUGCUGCUUAAGUACACCGAGUACAACGAGCCGCACGAGAGCCGGACCAACGCAGACAUCAUCGAGACAUUAAGAAAGAAAGGUUUUAACGGUUGCGACAGCCCGGAACCGGACGGAGACGACUCCAUUGACCAGAGCCCCCUGAUGGAGGAUAAAUACCGCAAAGCCAGCGAGGAUCUGGAUAUCCUCUUCAAACGAUAUGGUUCUGCAGUGCCCGCUCCGAACUUCGCCAUGCCAGUGACAGUUCCGGUGACCAAUCAAAACACGUUACAGUUCAGCAACCCCGGGGGCUCCUUGGUGACCCAGUCGCUGGUGACCUCUUCGUUGACGGAUCCAAGACUCCUCUCACCACAGCAGCCGGCCCUGCAGAGAAACACCGUGUCGCCGGGUUUGCCGCAGAGGCCAGCCAGCGCAGGGGCGAUGCUCGGGGGAGACUUGAACAACACCAACGGAGCUUGCCCAAGCCCAGUCGGAAACGGGUAUGUCAGUGCCAGAGCCUCGCCGGGUCUCCUCCCGGUCUCAAACGGCAACACCAUGGGCAAGAUCAUCCCGGCAAAGUCGCCGCCGCCGCCCUCCCACGGCACGCAGCUCGCCGCCAACAGCCGCAAGCCGGACUUACGCGUGAUCACCUCGCAGGGCGCAAAGGGUUUGAUGCACCAUUUGACGGAGGACCACUUGGAUCUGCAGAAUGCACAGAGGUUAGGAGUCUCCCAAGCAACUCAUUCUUUAACCACGCCUGUCGUGUCGGUGGCCACUCCAAGUCUGCUGACCCAGGGCCUGCCUUUCUCUGCCAUGCCCACCGCGUACAACACAGAUUAUCAACUGACCAGUGCAGAGCUAUCCUCACUCCCGGCGUUCAGCUCUCCCAGCGGGUUGUCGCUUGGCAACAUCUCUGCCUGGCAACAGCAACAUCAGCAGCAGCAACAGCAGCAACAACAACAACAACAGCAGCAACAACAGCAGCAGCAACAACAACAACAGCAGCAGCAACAUCUUGUUCCUGUAUCACUAAGCAACUUAAUACAAGGGGGUCACUUAUCUCACACCACCACGUUGACUGUCAACACCAACCCCAACAUCAGCAUCAAGUCGGAGCCCGUCUCGCCCAACCGGGAACGAAACACUGCCACGCCGCUCAGCUCCUUCCCGCAUCAGAGCCGGCACGAGCCGACGGGGCGUUCUCCCGUCGACAGCCUCAGCAGCAACGCCAGCUCCUAUGAAGGCAACGAGCGGGAUGACCCCGCCAGAGCCGAUUUCGGCUCGUCCCUCGGCCUCCUGAGACCCACGACCGAGGCCGAGGGAGAGAGCCCAUCCGUAAAGCGCGUGCGGCUGGAUGCCUGGCAUCUACAAGCUCAGUGGCUUUGAGAUCCGCCAAACAGGCCCAGAAAUACUUCAAAGUGGAGGAGGAAAAAGUCAUGGUAGGACUUGCGGGUGUAGUCGGCUUCUUGUAGCCCACCAUUUAUUCCAGAAGUUUCUAGACUUUUAGAACACUUCCAACUCAGCGCGAGAUGGAAGAUUGAGAAGCAGAGACCUGUUGAGAUUACAGCAGCUAAAGAAUAAGAAUACUAAAGCACUAAAAUGUGAGAUGGUUUCAAAACAGAACAUUUUUGUUUGUUUUUCGACAUUUUCCGCCACAUUUUGGAACUUUUUCAUCUUUUUGUCGUUCCAUUUUUGAAAAUUCUCAAUUAGAAAAAUGGAUAUUUUCAGUUUUGAAAUGAACGUUUUUGGUUUAGGAAAUUUUCAGUUUUGGAAAAGCCCUUCCAUGCGACUAUGCUGACCGACCAAAAUUAGCAAUAAGGGAAGAGGGGGAAAAAGCCCUCCAAAACCCAAAAAUGAACAGUUACAUGAAAAUGCAAUGCAAUAAAUGCAGGUUUUCUUAGGUGGGAAAAAGGGAAAAUGUAAACAAAAUCUAAUUUUGAGAGGUGACAUUUUUCUUUUUUAUUUUUAAAAAGGCCAUUUUUUUGUUGAAUUAGUUUUUCAUUUAUUUUUUUUUUGGGGGGGGCCUACUUCUCCCAGAUCUAAAGCCUCUCUAAAUAUAUGUGUGCCCUUAAAACACAGCUCUCCUUGGCAGAUUUCAGAUCGUUCCCCGAGUGGUCAUGAGUUCUCACUGGCACGAACUCGACCCCUUUGCUUACAGCCUCAGUAGAAAGGCCCUGGAUUGAACGUGCCCCUCGGGGAGUUGUUCCAGAGCAAUGCUGCUGGCUGCGUGGUUCUAUGGAUCAAGGAAGGACUUCAUUGUCCAGGUCCAUCAGCCUUUCUCUAGUGAACAGCAGGCUUCAACUGGCACUGCUUGUCCUAUAUCAUCAGAUGCUAACUUAGCACUUUGUUUGGCAGUUCAGAUGAAUUCGCUAGCAGGUUCUUCCAUAGAUAACUUCUACCAUGACUUUUUUCCCUUAAAUGAAAUUCCUCGAUGUGCAAAGGCCCGGUCAAGGCCUGAGGAGCAUUAGACCCACUAGUCUCCAAGCCAUGGGGCUUAAAUAGGAAUUAAGUGGCAUACACAUCUCGUGUCGGCCCCUCUGCGUAUGGAUGAGUUUCAUCCUGGGGGCUAGAUCUCCAGCAGGUGUAAAUCAAUGUUAUUUCCAUUGAUCUACACUGAGGAUCUGGCCCUUGGGGAAUUCUGGGUUUAUGGACUACUGCCGCCUUGCAAAAUUAUCGUGAAAAUGGAGCAGCUUGGGAGCAAAAUCCUACUCGCCAUAAGGAUGGACAAAUCAACAAAUUAUUCUGUUUGCUUGUCAAAGAGACCUCGAAAGUUGAGCAAUUUGCAACUUUGACAACACUGGAUUUGAGAAAACGUUUUGAUCAUGAUUACUUUUUGUUUUAUUAAAAAAAAGGUUUCCAAAUGUCAACAGCUUUUUUUCCACAAUAAAAAUGUUGACUACUUUCCCCAUGGGCUCGCAAUCCAGAGUGGAGUUUUGCAAGGCUGCGUGGGGCUGUGUUGCAAACUGGGCAGUAUGUGGGAGGUCUCUGUGGCAGGUUUUAUGUUGCCUCCAUAUGUCAAUCUAAGUUGAAGUCCCCAAUCUGAAACUUAUCUGACCAUCAAAAUCAGAGCACGCCCACCUUAUUACAUUAGCGAUGUAUGGGUACCAUCCAUCCCUCCGAAGGCUUUGCACGGCCAUGCUUUGAAAUUAAGCAGAAUACAAAGCAUUUCUCAUCAAUUUUAUUUUUCUGUCACUAUCCUGCAAAUAAACACUUUCUCUCCUGUUGGGAGACUUCCGGUGGAAUGUCAUUUGCAGCUCUCAGUGCAUUCUGUAGUGAAGAGGAUCCGAAAUGGCUAACUCCAUUGACAGGUAUAAAAGACCAUCUGACCUGCUCAAACAUCAAUGUAGAACAAACCUGAGGAAAAACCUUUUUUCUCAUUAACUUCAUACCCUAACUCCCAACUUGGCAUGUUUAUCUUGGAGCUGAGAGCUUGGAAAAUAAAAAUGCAACCUGGGUGCAUAUAUAUAUUUGGAGAGAGAAUGGAGACAGACCACCAAUUGACUGGCUAAAUCGGUUACAAAAUGGCAUUAAACUGUGGCACCAAGCAGCUAACAUUUCAAAUAAAUAAAAAGCCAAGGUUCAAAGGUGAUCUUCAGAAAUCUGGUGGUGGGACUCUAAAACGUGCAUUGGCUCAACCCAUUUGGAAAUAUGCUUGUGGGACAGUUGGGAUUGCACCAGGGGAAUUGAUGGAGGGGGAUGUGGGGUUUGACAACCGCAUUAGCUUCACCGUUUGGGUGAAAUGAUUUUUGGGUUUGUUUGGGUUUUUUUCGUCUGGGUUAUUCUCUAUUUCCCCACAGACUGUAGAAUCCAGUCAACGCCUCCUGAUUUUCAAAAGACAACCAGAAGAAUGACAAUCUAAGAAAUCAACACCCUCCUUUGUGCUUCUAUAAAUAUGUUUCUGAUCUUUUAAUUUUAUUUCUUGUGCUCCACUGUACUGUUGACAGUUACAUUGUGUAUAAUUUUUUUUUAAUUUGGAAUUUUGCGUUGUAUAGGGUUUAGUUUUAAAAAUAUAUAUAUAUAUUUUUUUCCAUUUUUUAAAAAGGGGUGUUGCAAAAAAAAAAAUUGCACGAUUUAAAUGACGAACAGUUCAAAUGCUGCAGUUUUUAGAGAUACGGAAGCAAAACGGAGCUUAUUUAUUCUCAAAAGCUAUAAAAGGUGUAAAAUGCAUGAAGAAAAAAAACAUUUACAAAAAACAAAAACAAACAAAAAAAAAGACAAAAAAAGUGUAACCCGAACAAAGUGUAGCGUUAAAAAAAAAAAUUUAAACGAUGACAACAAUGAAAAACAGCUAAUAUAUUGUGUUUGGCUAGUUUGCUUUUGUUUUUAAUUGUUUCUUUUUUUUGGAGAAUGAAAUACAAUUGUGUAUAUUUUCAUAUAAGAAGUAUGCACUGAUAUGUUUCAAAAAAAUGAUAUAUUACUUUCUAAAGAUGUGGUUACUUACCAAAGUCUGUUUCUGAUCUUUUCCUUCUUGAAACCUAUGUGGAUCCUUCAACAUCCAUACUCUGGGGUGAAAUACAAGGGGCCUAUUUGAAGUUACACUAAGAUCUCUUUACAUUGCUGUGGGAGAGCGGCAGUGGCAUGAUCUUAAAGCCGUUUUACGCUGUCAGAGCAGCGGAAAGAGAACUUUGUGUAACAGGUUUACUUCUCAAGUGACUCAGAUGUGGGGUUUGCUUUGAUGUGUGGUACCUUCCCUACGAACACCAAAAACGUAGGGCGUAGCCUAGGUUAUGAACAGAUUUUAACCAUAGGUUAAAUGUUCCAUCAAAGACUGUUUUAAUCCAUCAGGAGAACAAAAUUGUCCUUCAAGGAUGGGGCGUGAGACAAAUCAAGACGUGCACUGAGGAUUUCCUGGGUAAAUUAAGAAUCAAACACAACACUGGACUCCUGUUUAAAGUCAUAUUUUGUCGAGCUGAUUCCAGUGCAUGAAAUUGGAUCAGGAGUUUCGUCUGUAUACAUCGGAGAUGGUGCUCCUGGCAGUGGUAGCAUUUUGGUGCCCUGGUUGUUGUUCAUUUCAACCCCUGGGUGUGCUUAUGUUUGGCCACGACAGAGGCCAUUUGACUGCGUUGGGACAGAUUGUGAUCAUGUGUAUGGUUUUUGCAGCCCUAAGGCUUAUGGAAAUUUUAGGCCACUUCAAAAAAUAACGUGAUAUUUCCUGUCAUCCCUUAAGGAAAGAGGUUGGGGUUGAUUUGCCUUUUUCUGACUAAGGAACUGGGGUGGGAGACGGGGAGCAAAAUUUCAGAGAUCGGUGUAGUUUCCAAAUUUGGGUUUGCAGCAAAAUAUUGUCAAAGGUGCAACGAGUCUAUGGGACAUGGCGUCGCCCGCAUGAGAAGGGCAGAGAGAAGAUCUCUCUGAAGCUGGAGCAGAGUGCAGACUAGAGAUUGGAGAUAAAUUUUACGGAGCCUGAUUCUCCAGCAGAGUAAAGGGAUCUCAAAGUUGGAGUCACAGCUGCACCUACUUUAAGGCCCCUUUAUGCUGCCAGAGUGAUGGAAAGGGGCCUGGGUGAAGGAGAAUUCAAGCUUGUAACAACUGAAUAGAAUUAAUUGGACAGCCGAACUCCUAACAGAGUUAUCCAGUGGCAAUCAGAUACCAUUGCAUAUGGGAAUAGGUAUAAAUUGGGUUGAAUGAAGUACUGAGUGGCGAUAAGCCAACAGGAAAAUCUUGGAUCCUACCACCCCUUCACUUUGCUGGAGGGGUCGGAGGUUGGCUCUGAAUGCAAAUUUCAUAUUUGGGUCCUAUCUCUAUAGUGGGCGAAAGCCAAACACGAGGGGCCUGGUUCUCCGCUGGCCCGCUUCUCAUGUAAUCACUGGCACUGCUGCAAUGUGAGUGUAAAACACUGCUGUUUCAUCUGGUAGAGAAUCACACUCAUAUUGCACUGACGUCAAUGAGCGAACAAGGGGCCGGGCAGCUGCGAAUCUGGGAGAGCAAAGUCCAGAGCAGUGUUGCGGUCUGAGCCCACCUCUGGACUUAGGCAGCGAAGCACAUGGGGCCAAAUCCUCCACUGGUGUAAACUGGAGUCAGUGGAGCCAUGCUGAGGCUGUCAGCAUUGGGGGGGGGAGGGGGCUGUGCUAAAUGAUUUCUCUCCAAACUCAGCAUUACUACGACCACUCGUUCCUUCGAACUUAGCCCAAAUUUCCUCCAUAGGACAUAUUUUGUCAGCAACAAAUCAUACGGUUUUCUGAAAUUUUGCACACCAACGUUAAUCCCCCACCCCACCCUCAGUUAUACAACCAUAAAGCAAUAUUACUACCCAGAAGCUCACGUGGGGCUAUAAUUGAGGGCAACAUUUGGUCUAAACUAGAGCCGGUUGAAAAACAACAACAACCCAAGAGCGCCUGUGUUUGGCAGGAGGAAGCAAAGAAAAUUGUCUUAACUUCCGCACUGCUGAAAAAUCUCAUCCAUCCGAAUCAACAAACUGAUUUUUUUUAUUUAAAAAAAGUUCCUUUUUUGGGGCCAGAAAAUUCCGUUGAAAUUUUGAAAACUGAACGUUGACUGGCUUAACCAAAACCAAAACCCAACCUCCCAAAUUUCAACAGCAAUUUGAAAGGUUUUGACCAGCUCUAGGAUAAACAUUGUAAAACUUUGAAUAACCACGCGGACGGGUAAUCUAGAGAGAAAUAUUUAUUUCUUUUAGUGGCUCUCUUAAGAGAUAUUGCAGGAAAAGAAUAUAUAUAUAAAUAUAUAUAUGGCUACACGGGAGUUCUUAAACUCCUUUUUUUGGUAAAUGCCAAUUCCCUACAUUGCUUAACUAUCCCUACUAGCGACAAGGUUUCUAGCGAACUUUUACACAGUUUUGUAACCUGAUGGAGUCAAAGAAUUGUUUUCAGUUUGCUAAAAGGUUUCUUCCCAUGCCUAUUGUUCCAUGCCAUUUCCCAUUUCAUCGUGAUGUCGUCCUCUCUUCCCGGUUCAUUCCUCCAAACGUUGGGUAGGAUUUUGAGAGAUCCCGGCCUUUGAAAGCAUCUGAAAUAUAUUCUUCGUUGGCCUACAAUUCUGUUUGCCCAAUAAAAUCGGGGGGGGGGGGGAGCAAUGGAGGGAGCUGCCUGAUUCCCUCGUGGUCUGUCCAGUUGUCAGCCUUUGCUUCACGUUUGGGUUGGUGUACGACUGUUGGACCACAUGGCUUGGUGGCAGUGGGGGUGAGGAGAGGCUGGCAGAGAGAUGGCGGAAAGGCAGAUUUUGUGCUGGUCAAGACAGGGCUGUGGGAGCCAGGUGCACCUGGCACUUGAGUGGUGGCCGGGUGGCUGCCUCCUGCCCUACACCAAGGACUGCCUCAGUUGUGAAGGGGGAACAGCUCACUGGCAAAAUGGCUACCCUGCACUCGAGUUUAGGUUCCCCAGUCGAGUUUAAGGAGGCCUCAUGCUUCACAGGAAUAAAUUUAAAUACUCCCCCCCACCCCCCCGGCCUCCUCUAUACAAGGCUGACGCAAGAUGAGCCAGUGUAGUGACCCGGGACCUUUAGCACCAAAAGCCUAGGCCUCUAUCACUUGAGCAAAAGGAGUAUCUCCCUUAGCUGGUAGCAGUAGCAAGCUCUUAUCCUCUGUGCGGACCAGCCACUAGAGGGGGACAUGGCUGCCUCAUCCCUUGAUAGCAGGAGCCAGCGUGCAGCAAGCCCUGCUCUGCUCUGUUGGGGGAAGCUAAGGCUGAAUGGAGUUCCCCAUGGUAGA